Molecule: messenger RNA, 874 nt
Organism: Cryphonectria parasitica EP155
Lineage: Eukaryota; Fungi; Ascomycota; Sordariomycetes; Diaporthales; Cryphonectriaceae
Exons: 2
Coding region: 1-480 (159 amino acids)
Biological process (GO): replication fork processing; DNA repair; resolution of meiotic recombination intermediates
Cellular component (GO): Fanconi anaemia nuclear complex; FANCM-MHF complex
Source: RefSeq, a predicted model, not a curated record
AUGCCCCCCAAGAAGUCAACAUCUGUUGCUCCGCGCGGCCGCCCUCCUGGUUCCAAGAACAAAGCAUCAUCAGCGUCGUCCCGCUCCGCAGCCAUCGACAAGCCUAUCGCAGCGUCAAAAGCAAAGACAAAGGGCAAGCAGCCGGCCCGUGCAAGCGAGUCGCCCGAACUCCAUAGAGCUGGUGGUGCAGAAGACCCCAUGGAGGUUGAAGGCGAUGACGACGGCGACGCCCUCGACGAAGACGGGAGUGACGAUGAGCCCGAGAAGACUAUCCCGCCCGGGCUGUUGACCCGCAUCGUCUACGAAUUCUUUGAGAAAGACGGCACGAGGAUCACGAAGGAUGCGAACGAUGCUCUCGCCAAAUACAUGGAUGUGUUUGUCAAGGAGGCGAUUGCCCGCGCUGCGGCCGAGAGGGACGGCGGGUUCAUGGAGGUUGAGGACCUCGAGAAGAUCGCCCCGCAGCUCCUGCUGGAUCUCUGAGAACCGAUCGACGCCAUUGACGAGAAACGAAAUGGAUACUUUGGUCAACAAUUGGCGUUGAGGUUUCACUGGCCUCUGAUCUGACCUUACCAGUGACAAACCGAGCUUGCUCCCUUCCGUCGAUCAAAACAUAGGGACUUGGCGGCGCCAGGUGAUCGUUAGUACACAGUCAUUUGGAUAUCUCUGUCAGGGACGUGUAGUCUCGGAGACAUGAGGACUGGGCCGGUGAGUCCGCUAUCUGUCCAGAGUCUCAGGGUCGUCUUGUGCCAAUUGCUUACAGGCGUGCUCUAAAGAGGUCGUACAGAUCCGAACUGCAGAGCCUUAGAAUCGAUCUACAGCCAGGCAAUCAAUUAGCCCUGCACUGGUCUUGGUGCCGUGGCAAGGCUCGUCUGCA